This is a messenger RNA of Microplitis mediator, 2158 nucleotides long. It is a transcript of the gene 26-29-p, whose product is annotated as digestive cysteine proteinase 1. Gene Ontology annotation, cellular component: lysosome. The transcript has 10 exons. The record is from RefSeq and is a predicted model, not a curated record. NCBI's taxonomy places the organism in Eukaryota, Metazoa, Arthropoda, Insecta, Hymenoptera, Braconidae. Bases 154 to 1866 code for a protein of 570 amino acids. Gene Ontology annotation, molecular function: cysteine-type endopeptidase activity. Gene Ontology annotation, biological process: immune response.
UUACUAACCACCAGAGACCAUAAAUAUUUAUACGCACUUGUAUUUUUACAAUAUUUUUAGUUAAAUAUCAUUCAAAUAUUCAUUAAAAAAGUUUAUUUAAAUUUUUAUUUACCAAAUAUUUAAAUAACAUCAACAUUUCCACAGAAACAGAAAAUGUAUCAUUUAAGUAGAAUAUGUUUCAUUCUAUUAAUCGGAAUAUCGUGUACAAGUGCUCUGGUAAGAAAACCAAUCUUCAGUAAAAAGCAUUCAAAAUCUCAAGUUGGAAAAAAAAGUGCAACGGCUGUAGAGUUUAAUGACCAGUAUGUAACAAGAGGGACAUUAUAUAUUCCUUAUGCUGAGAUAAAAGAACCAUUUUAUGCCUGGUACGAUGGCAAACUUGGGUCAAGUCGUAUUGACUAUUAUGGAGGUAUGGUAAAAACUUUUCAAUUGAGUGGUGAUGGAAGUCAUGGAUCGAGUAUUAAAAUCGCUCCAAUGACAACAGAAGAGGAAAUGAACAAAGAAUCAUGUUUCAAAAUUUACGGAGAUGAGCAAAUGGCUAUACGUCCACAAACAAUUUUGCCUGACACUCAUGGCAUGCAGUGCAUCGGUGAAGAAAUGAUUAAUGGAAUUGAAUGUGAAAAAUGGCGUCUUGUUGAGAAAUUUGGUGAAAAGACAAAUAAAUAUACACUUUGGAUCAGAUAUAAGAAAUCAUCUGAGAGUGGAAUAAAACAAGCGAUACCAGUAAGAUACGAAAUGAAAGGAUUCAAUUCCCUGUUGGGAUCUCAUUAUGAUCAUUAUUAUUUAAAUUACGAUUGGUACUCUUAUGAAACUCCAGAUGCCAAUGUCUUCGAAGUAGCCAACAACAUGUCUUGUACUGGAUUCCCUGGACCUGGAGACCGUCACCUUUUCACUUUCAAUCCCAUGCGAGAAUUUAUUUCCAAUGAUCAUAGACACGUUGAUACCGAGUUUAAUAUUUUUAAAAGAAAAUACAAUAAACAGUACAAAGAUCUCAAGGAACACGGCAACCGUACGGAAGUAUUUCGUCAAAACUUGAGAUACAUUCACUCAAUGAAUCGUAAGAGUCAAGGCUACCAAUUGGAAGUUAAUCAUCUAGCAGAUCGUACUGACGACGAAUUGAAAUAUUUACGAGGAAAACAGUACACUCCAAAUACUUACAACGGUGGACUUCCUUUUCCACAUGAUGUAGAAAAAGAAUCUGCAAAAAUACCAGAAAGUCAUGAUUGGAGACUUUUUGGAGCAGUAACUCCCGUUAAAGAUCAAUCAGUUUGCGGUUCUUGUUGGAGUUUCGGUACAACAGGUGCAGUUGAAGGCGCUUACUUUAUGAAAUACAAAACACUUGUGAGAUUGUCUCAACAAGCACUCAUAGAUUGCUCAUGGGGCUACGGUAACAAUGGCUGUGAUGGUGGUGAAGAUUUCCGAUCAUACGAGUGGAUAAUGAAACACGGUGGACUCCCAACAGAAGAUGAGUAUGGCGGUUACAUCGGACAAGAUGGUUACUGCCAUAUUAAUAACGUUACAUUGACUGCCAAAAUGGCUGGUUUUGUUAACGUCACUACCGGGAGUCCCGAUGCUCUAAAAUUAGCUCUUUUCAAACAUGGCCCAAUAUCUAUUGCUAUUGACGCUUCACAAAAAACUUUCUCAUUCUACUCAAAUGGUGUUUACUAUGAUCCCAAUUGCAAAAAUACUCCAGAUGGUUUAGAUCACGCCGUCCUAGCAGUCGGAUAUGGAACAAUGAAUGGACAAGGUUACUGGCUUGUUAAAAAUUCAUGGUCUAAUUACUGGGGUAAUGAUGGCUACAUACUCAUGGCUCAGAAAAAUAACAAUUGCGGUGUUAUGACAGCACCAACUUAUGCUAUAGCAGCGUGAAAAAAAAAAAAUACUAAAUUAGUCUGUGAUUUUUAAUUACGAAUUUAAAGAAAAAAAAAAAUUUCUAUAUUUGAAAUUAAAGUUGGUCAUAUAAAAUCACUGACAUCAAGACUCAUUAAAGUAAGAUCAUUAUUUUUUUAUUAGACAAUUACGUUACGUUUAGAUUAUAUUGUAUCAUUACUAUUAUAGUAAACUAUAAAUAUAUCCUGUUUAUAAGAUAUUAAAAUAAUUCAAUUUAACCUUAUGAAAUUAUAAUUUUUAAUAUGAGAAAUAAAUUUCCAUUAAUAUUUUC